Molecule: messenger RNA, 4654 nt
Organism: Hirundo rustica (Barn swallow)
Lineage: Eukaryota; Metazoa; Chordata; Aves; Passeriformes; Hirundinidae
Gene: GMPS
Product: guanine monophosphate synthase
Exons: 16
Coding region: 86-2167 (693 amino acids)
Biological process (GO): GMP biosynthetic process
Cellular component (GO): cytosol
Molecular function (GO): GMP synthase (glutamine-hydrolyzing) activity; ATP binding; GMP synthase activity
Source: RefSeq, a predicted model, not a curated record
CGUGCGGGCUCCUCCUCCCGCGGGCGGCAUUAGCUCAUCGGCCGCGGCUCCUCGCGGCCCUUUCUUCGCGCUGCCCGCCGCCCCCAUGGCCCUGUGCAACGGGGACACCAAGCCCGAGAACGCCGGGGCAGAGCUCAAGGAUGGGCAGCACCACUACGAGGGCGCCGUGGUGAUCCUGGACGCGGGCGCGCAGUACGGCAAGGUGAUCGACCGCCGCGUGCGCGAGCUCUUCGUGCAGUCCGAGAUCUUCCCGCUGGAGACGCCGGCCUUCGCCAUCCGCGAGCAGGGAUUCCGAGCCAUCAUCAUAUCUGGAGGACCAAACUCUGUGUACGCAGAGGAUGCCCCGUGGUUCGACCCGGCCAUAUUCACCAUAGGAAAACCGGUGCUCGGGAUCUGCUAUGGGAUGCAGAUGAUGAACAAGGUGUUUGGAGGGACGGUGCACAAGAAGAGCGUUCGGGAGGAUGGAGUGUUCAGCAUCACCCUGGACAACACCUGCUCACUCUUCAGGGGCCUUCAGAAGGAAGAGCUCGUGCUCCUCACUCAUGGAGAUAGCGUGGAUAAGGUAGCUGAUGGAUUCAAGGUGGUGGCACAGUCUGGGAACAUCAUAGCAGGCAUAGCAAACGAGUCUAAAAAGCUCUAUGGAGCGCAGUUCCACCCUGAGGUGAGCCUCACAGUGAACGGGAAGAUGAUCCUGAAGAAUUUUCUGUACGACAUUGCGGGCUGCAGCGGCACCUUCACCGUGGAGAACAGAGAGCUCCAGUGCAUCCAGGACAUCAAAGAGAAAGUGGGCUCCUCCAAGGUGCUGGUGCUGCUCAGCGGCGGUGUGGACUCCACGGUGUGCACGGCGCUGCUGAACCGCGCCCUGAACCGCGAGCAGGUCAUCGCCGUGCACAUCGACAACGGCUUCAUGCGCAAGAGGGAGAGCCAGGCCGUGGAGGAGGCCCUCAAGAAGCUGGGCAUCCAGGUGAAAGUGGUGAAUGCAGCCCAUUCAUUCUAUAACGGCACAACAACUCUGCCCAUCUCAGAUGAGGACAGAACUCCACGUAAAAGAAUCAGCAAGACCUUAAAUAUGACUACAAGUCCAGAAGAAAAGAGAAAAAUUAUCGGUGACACCUUUGUUAAGAUCGCCAACGAGGUCAUCGGGGACAUGAACCUGAAACCCGAGGAGGUUUUCCUCGCUCAGGGCACGCUGCGGCCUGACCUGAUCGAGAGUGCCUCCCUGGUGGCCAGCGGCAAGGCCGAGGUGAUCAAAACGCACCACAACGACACCGAGCUGAUCCGCAAGCUGCGCGAGGAGGGUAAAGUAAUAGAACCACUGAAGGACUUUCACAAAGACGAAGUGCGAGUGCUGGGAAGAGAGCUUGGUCUUCCUGAGGAGCUGGUGUCCAGGCAUCCCUUCCCAGGGCCUGGCCUGGCAAUCAGAGUGAUCUGUGCUGAGGAACCUUACGUCUGCAAAGACUUCCCAGAAACAAACAACAUCCUGAAAAUCGUGGCGGAUUUUUCUGCGAGCGUGAAGAAGCCUCACACGUUGCUGCAGAGGGUGAAGGCGUGCACGAGCGAGGAGGACCAGGAGAAGCUGAUGCAGAUCACAAGCCUACACUCACUGAAUGCCUUCUUGCUGCCCAUCAAAACUGUGGGAGUGCAGGGUGACUGUCGCUCCUACAGCUACGUCUGCGGCAUCUCCAGUAAGGAUGCUCCGCACUGGGAGUCCCUGAUGUUCCUAGCCAGGCUCAUCCCACGCAUGUGCCACAACAUCAACAGGGUGGUGUACGUGUUCGGGCCCCCCGUCAAGGAGCCCCCCACGGAUGUCACCCCCACCUUCCUGACCACGGGAGUCCUCAGCACUUUACGUCAGGCUGACUUCGAGGCUCACAACAUUCUCAGGGAGUCUGGCUACGCUGGGAAGAUCAGCCAGAUGCCAAUAAUCCUGACCCCGCUGCACUUUGACCGGGACCCGCUGCAGAAGCAGCCCUCGUGCCAGAGGUCUGUGGUCAUCAGGCCCUUCAUCACCAGCGACUUCAUGACGGGCGUCGCCGCCACGCCGGGCAGCGAGGUGCCCGAGGAGGUGGUGCUGAAAAUGGUGGCAGAGAUCAAGAAGAUCCCCGGCAUCUCUCGGGUGAUGUACGACCUGACAUCCAAGCCGCCGGGAACCACGGAGUGGGAGUAACUUAACUUCUCCCUAUCCAAGUACUGUGUGCAGUCUAAACCAUAUCAGAAACCAUUCCCAGUGUUGACAUGCAGUACUGUGAAAGGGCGACUGGAGCUGCUGCGUGGCGCCAGCUUCCUCUCCCGCAGCGAAGCCCGCGGUGCAGAGCCGCGCUGGGGCUGGGAGCGGCGCGGGGCCGAGGGCCGGACGGGGAAAUGACGCUGGCAGCGCCGCCAGGCCGGGCCCCUCUGCUUUGCCUCUGUCCUUCGGGCCUCCCCCGCCUUCUGUUCCCCGUCCUUUCGGUGUCUCUUUGUUUUCGUACUCUCUGUCACGACAGAACGGUUCCUCUCCUCCCGCCCGGAGCCUCGUCGCGGCCCAGACGCGCCGGAGGAGCCCGUUCUCCGUGACCGACCGCUUCGGGACGGAUUGAUUAGAAAUAAAUAUUUUGCCAAACGGAGCGGCGGGUGCCGUCGAGUGGCUGUGUGUGCCCUUGUGUUCCGUGUCGCCGGGCCCGUGGCGGCGAGGGGAGCGGCGCUGAGCUCUGCCCCGUCCCUGCGCCCGUCCCUGCCGGGGCGCGGCAGAGCUCCCCUGUGUCCCCGGCACCGCCCCUGCGCUCCGUGGCGGCUCUGCUCCCCGCCCCUCGGCUCUGACGGGGGCUUUUGGGCUGCGCUGUGCUUAGCUCGCUCCGUAAGGUCAUUCCAGGUGUCAGCGUGGGCUCCUGCGUCGGGGUGAGCCCCCCACCCCUGCGCCCCUCCCGUCACUCGUGGCGUGUUGGUACUGAAGCAAUAACUGGAGACGGUUACUGGGCAGGAGCUCUUUGAGGAAAAGCCAUUUCCAUGGGAAUCCUGUCCCGUGGCAGAACAGCUGGAUCCUGCCCUGGCUGCCUGCUGGAACCCCCCCGGGGGCAGUGGCCCCCUUGUCCCCGGUUCUUCGGUGGGAGCAGUUGUGUUGUGUUGUGUUGAGCUGCGAGCUCGCCGUAGUGCCACGGGGUAAAACCUCACUUCAGUGUUCGGUAGCACCCAGCGUUUCCUGGCUGCAGCUCCUCCCUGCCCUUGCCUGGAUUUGUGAGCUGCGGUUGUACUGAAGGUGUUUGUUGUGUGUUUUUGGUGGCACGUGUUUCCCCCUUCCCUGCCUCCGCCUUAUGGAAAUGGGGUUUGGAAAUUCCUGCUCCCAGGAAAUGGCCAGCUGCUGUAAAUGGGAUUUAUUUUCUUUUUUUUUGCCUGUGUCACUGAGGGCAGUUCUGCUCGAGGGGGAGGAGGUGGCGUGUCCCAGGGCUGCAGCAGGGCAGGAAUUGGGGCUGGGGGCUGUGCCUGCCCUCCAGCCCAGCUCCAGGAGAGCUCUGCAGCUGGGGCGAGUGGAGCUGCGUUGAUAACUCAGUCAGCCUCAGAAGGGGGUGGCGAUUUGCGCCCGCAGCUGUUGUAACCUCAGUGACGAUCCGUCCCUCUGCUGCGGGGGGCUCUGUGCUUGGUUAACUCCUGUGGGUGGCUCUCUGCUGGGGCAGCCCCUGUCCCAGCAGCUGGCACUGCCCUGGGAGCUCCCCAGUGACGCUGCAGCGCACUGAGCUUGGGGCAGCAGGGGCUGAGGGCAGCUGCUGCCAUUUCUGGGUGCUGUCUCCCCCCAGCAAGAGCAGGUCUCUGGUGAGGUGCAGAACCCCCUCCGUUCUCACAGCAACGGCCUCGUCCUCGUGGCUGCCACGGCUCUGUUUCCUUGACAGCAAACAAGCAAAGCUGAGGGAAUCACUAAAAAUAAUGCCAAUAACGCAGAGAGCUGAGCAGCCCAGCCCCUGCUGGGCUCUGCCCGGGCUGUCCCGUGCGUGGGGCUGCAGUCUGUGCUGCGCUGGGUAAAAGCUGCUCCCAGGGAGGGCUGGGGGCUGCAGGGGACGUGCUGCCCCUGGGACCCCCCUGCAGCUCUCCUGGGCAGCAGCCUGUCGUUCCCUGCAAGCUGCACCCUUGGGAAAGUCCUUGGGGUCCCAUCCUGGCUGUGGCACUGCCUGCUGUGCACCAUCACCAUCCCUGAGCCCCUCUGCAUUCCCGGGCUGGGCGGCGCCUCUGAGCUCUAGUUUAGGGCAGAGAAGUUGAAUAUGGAGUAUUAUAUGAACAUUUUAGGCGUGAGCUGUUGCACUGUGGAUGGAAAUGUCUUGCUGUGCCCCUCAGCCCCGUGUGCCAGCCGUGCUGGGCUCUUUGGGGAGGCCUGGGGCGCUCACCCCAGCAGCUCUGGGGGUUCCUGUGGGACCCCCGUGUGCUGCACAGCCAGAGUGGGGAGAAACAUGCACACUGUUCGCGUUUCUCAGAAACCAGUUCUGUUUAGCACCUAGUUUACAAACUGCCCCCUGUAGCUGCCCUGUACAGUUGUUCACCUCGAGUCUUCAGUAAAACAUGUCAGCAAUUAGAGGGAUUUGUAUCGGGGGCGCUCCCCAUCACUCUCAGUUUUUAACAUUUUUCUGCUUGUGAAAUGAUAAAGUACUGUGAGCCUUAAUUUUUAUCCACAAAUAAAAAUAUUAUGUUUGAA